Oncorhynchus gorbuscha (pink salmon) is the source of this 1405-nucleotide messenger RNA. Its product is annotated as pseudouridine-5'-phosphatase-like. The transcript has 4 exons. Gene Ontology annotation, molecular function: phosphatase activity. The record is from RefSeq and is a predicted model, not a curated record. Bases 90 to 782 code for a protein of 230 amino acids. Lineage: Eukaryota; Metazoa; Chordata; Actinopteri; Salmoniformes; Salmonidae.
ACUAAAUAUAGGUAACGUUAGCCUGCUAGCUAGCUAGUGCUUCGAUUUCAAGAUUGGAUUUUGUCGUUGUGUUGGCACCUACUGUAAUUAUGUCUACACAAUCGAUUUUUAAACCGGUGACCCAUGUUCUUUUCGACAUGGAUGGAUUAUUAUUAGAUACAGAGAGGCUGUACACGGUGUCAUACCAGGAAGUAUGCGACAGGUUUGGAAAGAAAUACACCUGGGACGUGAAGUCUUCUGUGAUGGGAAAGAAAGCUAUGGAGGCUUCCACCAUUAUACGAGACUCCCUAGAACUACCAAUGACACCAGAGGAACUUCUCAGUGAGACUAGAAAAAUUCAGGAGAAGAUAUUUCCUUCAGCUCAAUUGAUGCAAGGAGUGGAGAAUCUCGUCCACCAUCUCCGUAAACACAAUGUGCCCAUCGCUGUAGCGACAAGCUCAGCAGGCCUGGCGUUUGCGAUGAAGACCAGUCAGCACAAAGCCUUCUUUGACCUGUUCAGCCACAUCGUCCUAGGGGAUGAUCCCGAUGUGAAAAACAGCAAACCUCAGCCUGACUCCUUUUUGGUGUGUGCCAGCAGGUUCACUCCUCCUGCACCUCCGGCCACGUGCCUGGUGUUUGAGGAUGCUCCUAUGGGUGUUAAGGCCGGCUUGGCGGCUGGGAUGCAGGUUGUCAUGAUCCCUGAUGACAAACUGGACCGAGGCCUUACCCAGGAGGCCACACUGGUCCUGAGGACCAUGGAGGACUUCAAACCAGAGAUGUUCGGCCUGCCGGCCUAUGACUGAGCUCCAUCUCCGCUUCCUGCUCAGGGCUGAGAACCUCCAAUCCACCCCUGCUUUUUACCCUCCAUCUUCACCAUUUAGCCUGAUCAAAGCAAUGUAAUGAUGCUAAUCACAACGAUCACAAUGCUGAUCCAAAUUAUGCAAUACCUGGGAAUUUGAUUGUUACUUGGAACUGUGAUCAAGUUGUUGUUAGUCGAAUAUUAAUAUUUUUGCUUUGGCCAAAUAAUGAGAACGGCUGAGAAUAAUGGUUGAAUUGUCAACAUAAUGAGAGGUCAUUUUUUUUUGUCUGAACCUUUUACACGGGUUGGUAUUGUAAGCAACUCGCUGCCGAUCAGUUUAAAGGCUUUUAUUGUGAUUUGGUUGUGCAUCCUAAAUGGCACCCUGUUCCCUACAUAGUGCACUACUUUUGACCAGAGUCCAACACAGCCAUUCUAGGUAAAGAUGUAUCCGUCUCUGAGUUAAUGUCCUUGAACAGAUUUCAUAACCAACUGCAGUUUAAGCUGUUCGAUUCUCCCUCUUUUCCCUGCUUCAUACCAUUUGCCACUCUUCUUUGAGCGGGGCCUAUUGAAAUGCCAAAGACACUUUCCCAGCUUGGAUGUGUAAUCCAAUAAAGAUGGUGAGAGAAA